Caenorhabditis angaria is the source of this 733-nucleotide messenger RNA. The record is from the annotation of a GenBank genome assembly. Lineage: Eukaryota; Metazoa; Nematoda; Chromadorea; Rhabditida; Rhabditidae.
AUGUCAAAUAAUUUGAAUGACGCAAAUCGCCGAAAUACUGAUCCAAUUGAUGGUGAAAUGAUUGAGGUGAGUUGAAGAAUAUGGAAUAAUUGGAACUUUUUUGUAUUUUCGAAUGAUUUUUAAUAUUUCUGUCUAUGAAAAGAAAUUUCUGAGCUGACGAUGUUUUUUGAAUUCUCGAAAUUAAUAUAUUUUUAUUAAAAUUGAAUUAAUCAAAGUGUUAAUUUUCAAAUGACUUCUCAUUAAAUAACUCACCACCAAUUUACAGGACCGAAGACCACGUCCAAAUCUGCAAAACGCUGGUAUUCGUGUAACCAAUAUUGGAAAUGGGCUGAAAAAAUUGUGGAUAACGAAAGAGUGUUUUCGUCGCAUCAUUUCCAUUUAUCAAACUGACGAUGGAGUUGUUUUGACAGGAGAAUUUGCUGAAGAAUACUUGAAAAUUGUGGUUGGCGAUAGAACUGAAAUACGAGUCAGUCAUUGUAUGGACACUCCUCUCGAAGAAUCGAAUCGUUUGUUGGUAAACAACUCACCGCUACUUCAACAACCCGAUCAAUUUCCACACGAAAUGUUGGACGAUGAAGAGACUUGGCGUGGAUAUGAGAAUGUUCCAAGAAAUCGAUUCGAAGUGGGAACACCAGUCAUGGCUGCAGCUGAAUAUGAUGAUCAAUCGCCACCACAACAUCGCAAUUUUCCACCAACUGUUGAGGUAGAUGGCGAGGAAACAAUGCGAGGAUAA